AUGGCCAGGCACCAGACAGGCCAUCACAGUAGCUUCGUAGAAGCGUUUCGAGAACCUCGCUGUACUUACUUCAAAGGAAUAACUUGGAUCAGGAUGAAUGUAGCAACUUCAGAAGUUCCAAUGGACCCCAGUAAACCGAUUCCUCUCGGUUCUCGCAAGCAAGUUAUCAGCCACGCCAAAACCCGUUGGAAAACCGGAUGGUUUCACCCUGAACGAGAAAGCAUCUGGGAAGCGCGAAUGCUGAACCAACGAAAGGAACCACUUUCCUGCCGGACCCCUGGUAAGGGCGUCGACAUUCAUGAGGGCGGCGGGCUUCGAUCCAGACGUCGCUGCAUUUGGCUGUGGUCGUCGACGAUUGGCCCAGGCCGACAUCUAAGCCACGACUCGCUCCUCUACAUGACUGCGUCCCGCCUAUCCAUCUUCAACGCACGCGAAGAGCAAGGAGGGAAACCCUUGAAACUAGAGAUCACCUCGGCGCUGAUGCCAUAA
Molecule: messenger RNA, 489 nt
Organism: Coprinopsis cinerea okayama7#130
Lineage: Eukaryota; Fungi; Basidiomycota; Agaricomycetes; Agaricales; Psathyrellaceae
Exons: 6
Coding region: 1-489 (162 amino acids)
Source: RefSeq, a predicted model, not a curated record